Molecule: messenger RNA, 2396 nt
Organism: Triplophysa dalaica
Lineage: Eukaryota; Metazoa; Chordata; Actinopteri; Cypriniformes; Nemacheilidae
Product: hyaluronan-binding protein 2-like
Exons: 14
Coding region: 99-1943 (614 amino acids)
Biological process (GO): proteolysis
Molecular function (GO): calcium ion binding; serine-type endopeptidase activity
Source: RefSeq, a predicted model, not a curated record
CCCCCCCACACCCCCACACACACAUUGAAUGCAUUGACCUUAUGCACUGAUUAGGGUUCAGAGUAGCUCUACAUUCUUGCUCUCUUCACAACUUCAUCAUGAAACUAAAGCUGUGCUUACUGCUUCUCUUCCUCUGUGCCAUCAUUGUUCCUGCACAGUUGAAGAAAGAAAAGAAGGGGCACAAGCAUGGAGAAAAAGAACAUGGUAAACAUGGGAAAAAAGGCAGAAACAGAGUACAUUUCUUGACUGCUGAGUUUGAUACGUCUGAAUCUGAUGAUGAUGAAGAUCCAACAGAUCCAAAUGAAUGGUUGCUUGAACUUCAAGAUGUAAGAGGAAAAUGCAGCCCAAGCCCAUGCCGGAAUGGAGGUUUUUGUGAGCAAAAGAGAGAUAAAUAUAAGUGCAAAUGCCCAGAACCAUUCGGUGGCAGAAGAUGCGAGAGAAGGAGAAAUGUUUGUAGUAAAGGAAAAUGUGGAGUGGGACUGUGCCUUCUGACAACAUCACCUCCUUACUAUAAGUGCAAAUGCAUUCCACCUUUUGCACCACCAAACUGCGAAAUACCAUCUCCAUGUACUCCAAACCCCUGUCAGAAUAAUGGCAAAUGUGUCAAGGAUGAAGAUGACUUUGACUGUGUCUGUCAAGCAGAAUUCAAAGGAAGAUACUGUCAAGUUGACCCAAAUGACUGCUAUAUAGGAGAUGGUGAGUCAUACAGAGGCAGGGUUUCAGAGACAGAAGAUGGCGAUGAGUGUCUCGAUUGGAACUCUGAGUUUGUUCUGGAUAAAGGACCUUUCCCUUCAGUCACUAUUGGCGGCCUGGGACCUCAUAACAACUGCAGAAACCCUGAUGGAGAUAGGAAGCCGUGGUGCUUUAUAAAAAAGAACAAGAAGCUCAGAUGGGAUUAUUGUGAUGUCAGAAAAUGUGAAACAAACACCACAGAAGUGAUUACCACCACUACCAAACCAAAAACUACCACAGAUGUGCCACGACGUACUACAUCAGGAUAUGCGUUUAGAACAACCACACCACAGAUAGGAGAUAGAUUUGUGAACGUCACAGGUAAGCCUCGCACUACCACUGCCCCUGUGAGGGUGACUUCAUCCAAAGGCCUUUUUUCCACUGUGCCACAUCAUCCAGUUACCAUAAAACCUGUGAACACUUCAGUAACAAAGGAUUUUCUUACCUGUGGUAAACCUGAGCCGAAAAAACAGUUCAACCGAAUUUAUGGGGGUCUUAAAUCUAUUCCUGGAGCUCAUCCAUGGCAGGUGUCAGUUCAGGCCAAAACAAAGGGCGGUAUCUUCUUUAAUCACGUUUGUGGUGGGACUCUUGUAAAGCCUUGCUGGGUGUUGACUGCAGCCCAUUGCAUUGAAAAGAAGAAUGAUUACAGAGUUAUGGUGGGAGGACUAAAUCUGGUACAAAAUGAUCCACAACCCCAGUUGUUGCUAGCAGAGAAAGUUUUUGUCCAUGAGCAAUACAGGGAAACUUCUGUUGUCUACAAUGAUAUUGCUUUGCUAAAGGUGAAAGCAUCUAACGGAGAAUGUGCUACGGAAAAUCAGCUUGUGAAAACUGCCUGCCUGCCUACAGAACCUUUUGCGGAUGGAUCAGAAUGUAGUAUCUCCGGAUGGGGAGCCACAGAGACCUUGGAACAUGGCUCCGGUCAUUUGCUUGAUGCACAGGUUUUACUCAUCUCUCAGGAGGCUUGUUCAACCAAUAAAGAUUAUGCAGCUGUUUUAGACAGUGGCAUGUUUUGCGCUGGCCAUCUCAAGGGAGGAGUAGACUCCUGUCAGGGGGACUCUGGGGGACCUCUCACGUGUGAGAGGAAUCAAACACACUUUGUUUAUGGUAUAGUGAGCUGGGGGGACAGUUGUGGGGAGAUGGGCAAGCCUGGCGUCUAUACCCGAGUCACAAAAUAUGUGGACUGGAUCAACACAAAAAUUGCUCAAAACUAGGCGGAAUCAAUUUAUAAUUACCUACUGCAACAUUUGAGAUAUUUCUAAUAAUGAUUGAAUAUUUCAUUCAUCUGAUUCAUCUUUUUGCCAUCAUUGAAUAUGUUUUCUUAUCUCGUAAGGUAAAUAAUUAACACAAUUGCACAAAUGCACAACCCUAUUCUUUGAAUUUACAGUAAACUAUUUGUAGCUACUAUUCAAAUGUUUCCCUGAUCUGCUUGAUACGUAUAGAAAAAUAUUGUUUAAUGAUGAAAUGAUGAUCAUUAAUGAAAACAGUUAAUUUUAAUGGUUGGUUUAGAGUGCUGUUCAAAUAACUCAAUUGUUAUCUUCUGAUAUGCAAAAAAAGAGAAAAUGUUACAACAUAGCUGAAGCUGAAUUAAUCAAAUAGCACUUGUUAUAUAAGUCUAUGUUAAAUCUUACAAACUUCUGCUAUGUAUUAAAGGUAUGACCCUUGUA